GAGGGACCAACUUCCGCCCUGUUCCUCGCUGCCUAUCACAGAAGGCGAGGAGAGCCGGCUCGGGACGGGAAGUGGUGGCUACGGAGGUGUGCCCGGACUCUCUCUGUUUUUCAGAUGAGCAAACAAAAAAGCUACAAGAGGUUAAAUGGCUGAGCUAAGUGGCAGAGGCAGUAUUUGAACCCAGAAACUGAGCGUUGCCUGCUUGCUGUAUGUUGUCAUCUUGUGCACGCCUGGCCCCCUCGACGGUCCGGCUUGUCCAUUCUCUGGACUGCAGUUCUUCCCGUUCCUUCAUGGAUCUGAAGGCGCUCAUCUCCUCCUUGAAUGACUUUGCAUCCCUGUCUUUUGCUGAGAGUUGGGACAAUGUUGGGUUGCUGGUGGAACCAAGCCCACCACAUACUGUGAAUACACUCUUCCUGACCAAUGACUUGACUGAGCCGGUGAUGGAGGAAGCUCUGCAAAAGAAGGCGGAUCUCAUCCUUUCCUACCAUCCACCCAUCUUCCUACCCAUGAAGCGCAUAACCUGGAAGUCCUGGAAGGAGCGCCUGGUGAUCCGGGCUUUGGAGAACAGAGUUGCCAUCUACUCUCCUCACACAGCCUAUGACGCUGCACCCCAGGGAGUGAACAACUGGCUGUCCAAAGGGCUCGGAGCCUGUACAUCCAGACCCAUAUGUCCUUCCAAAGCUCACAGCUAUCCUACAGAGGGAACCCACCGAGUAGAAUUCAAUGUUAACCAUACCCAAGAUCUGGACAAAGUCGUGUCUGCAGUGAGAGAAAUUGAAGGUGUUUCUGUCACUUCUUUUUCUGCUAGGACUGAUGGUGAGGAACAAACACGGAUCAGCCUGAAUUGUACUGAGAAAGCUUUGAUGCAGGUGGUGGCUCAGCUCUCCCAAAACAGACAACUUUAUCAGAGAACUGAAAUCCUGUCACUGGAGAAGCCUUUGCUUCUACAUACUGGAAUGGGACGAUUAUGCACCCUGGAUGAAUCUGUCUCCUUGGCAACCAUGAUUGAGCGAAUCAAAAGACACCUCAAACUAACUCAUAUUCGCUUAGCUCUUGGGGUAGAAAGGACCUUAGAGUCACGUGUUGAAGUUGUGGCCCUGUGUGCUGGUUCUGGGAGCAGCGUCCUGCGGGGUGUCGAAGCCGACCUUUACCUCACAGGUGAGAUGUCCCAUCAUGAUGUCCUGGAUGCUACUUCCCGAGGAAUCAGCGUCAUCCUCUGUGAACACAGUAACACGGAACGAGGCUUCCUGUCUGACCUCCGUGAUAUGCUGGGUGUCCACUUGGAGAAUAGGAUUCAUAUUGUCCUGUCAGAGACGGACAGGGAUCCUCUUUGUGUGGUGUAAGGCAUGCAGGGACAUCAAGAUGACACAGUCUGCAGAUUGCAUCUCAACUCAGGUGUGGAACGUGAGUCAGUGGAGUUGAUCUGUCUUUCUGAAAGAGCGUCUUAAGAUAUAUGAGGAAGCUUCAAAAAUUUCAUGGAAAUGUGUAUUUUGAGAAAAGUGCAUAGAUUUCAAAAAAAAUUUUCACAAAAUAGACAACUUUUAAUUCCAUUUUCUGCAAGCUUUUUGAACUGCCUGCAUUAUGAUCUUUUCCAGUUUAUCUGGUUCAACAAAUGUUCUAUAGUUCAUAAAGAAAAAACUUAAAUACCAUAAUGAAGAACAAAUAUUAAGAAAGAUCAAUUAAAAUUGGUUUACUUAACAUUUUUGGGAAGUAACCAAAUAAUUUUCCCCUUAGUUUCAUUAUAGUUGGGAAAUGUUAAUCUAGGUAUCUCUGCCAUUGGUUAGUUUUAAAAUGUCCUCUAGCCAACACCAUGGCUCAACAGGCUAAUCCUCCGCCUUGCGGCGCCGGCACACCGAGUUCUAGUCCCGGUCGGGGCACGGGAUUCUGUCCCGGUUGCCCCUCUUCCAGGCCAGCUCUCUGCUGUGGCCCAAGUGCUUGGGCCCUGCACCCCAUGGGAGACUAGGAGAAGCACCUGGCUCCUGCCUUCGGAUCAGCGCGGCUGCGGCGACCAUUGGAGGGUGAACCAACGGCAAAAGGAAGACCUUUCUCUCUGUCUCUCUCUCUCACUGUCCACUCUGCCUGUCCAAAAAAUAAAUAAAUAAAUAAAAAAUAAAAUGUCCUCUAAAAACUUGGGAUUGAGGGGCUGGUGCUGCGGUGCAGCAGGUUAACGCCCUGGCCUGAAUCGCCAGUGUCCCAUAUGGGUGCUGGUUCUAGUCGCGGCUACUCUACUUCUGAUCCAGCUCUCUGCUGUGGCCUGGGAAAGCAGUAGAAGAUGGCCCAAGUCCUUGGGCCCCUCACUUGCAUGGGAGACUCAGACUAACUGCUAGAAAUUAUCUUAGGCUCAUUUCCCUUUAUAAAAAUAGACACCCCAGAUUGAGAAAACCACAAGGCAAAUGACUGAUAUGCUUCAAAAAUGUCAAUGCUAUGAAGACAAUCCUGAGGAACUAUCCCAUUCCAGACUGCGCACCUCUGGCCAUUGUGGCCAACUGGGAAGUGAACCAUCAGAUGGAAGACCUCUUUCUCUGUGUAACUCUGACUUUCAAGUAAAUAAAUAAAUCUUUAAAAAAAAAA
Oryctolagus cuniculus (rabbit) is the source of this 2571-nucleotide messenger RNA. RefSeq names its product NGG1 interacting factor 3 like 1 (gene NIF3L1). NCBI's taxonomy places the organism in Eukaryota, Metazoa, Chordata, Mammalia, Lagomorpha, Leporidae. The record is from RefSeq and is a predicted model, not a curated record. Gene Ontology annotation, cellular component: mitochondrion; cytoplasm.